Messenger RNA from Frankliniella occidentalis (western flower thrips), 5161 nucleotides. It is a transcript of the gene fliI, whose product is annotated as protein flightless-1. Gene Ontology annotation, molecular function: phosphatidylinositol-4,5-bisphosphate binding; actin filament binding. The record is from RefSeq and is a predicted model, not a curated record. Lineage: Eukaryota; Metazoa; Arthropoda; Insecta; Thysanoptera; Thripidae. The transcript has 21 exons. Gene Ontology annotation, biological process: barbed-end actin filament capping; actin polymerization or depolymerization; actin filament severing. The coding region runs from base 227 to 4042 and encodes 1271 amino acids. Gene Ontology annotation, cellular component: cytoplasm; nucleus; actin cytoskeleton.
UCUUCAUCUUCAUUCUACAAGAACGAUGGAGACGACUGAAAUCAUCCGUGGUCAAUAUUGUGUCCUGGUCAAUGCCUAUCGCCCAUCCAAUAUCCUCCUAGCAUUUCAAAUUUCAAUUGCGCAAUUUUUCAUAAUUGUCAACCCAUAGCCUCAUACCUUUCCGCACAGAAAAAAUUAAGCAUUUAAGUGGCACGGACCGAAGAAAAAUAAAUGUAUUGUAGUGAGAAUGGCUAACACAGGAGUAUUACCUUUUGUUAGGGGAGUUGAUUUCUCCCUUAACGACUUCAGUGAUGGACGUUUUCCUCAUUCUAUCCGAUUAAUGACUGGAGUUCAGUGGUUGAAGUUGGACGGUGUUCAUCUUGCUCAGAUUCCUGAAGAAAUGGGAAAUCUUCUGAAAUUGGAGCAUUUAUCUUUGAAACGAAACUGCCUUGAAAGAUUGUAUGGAGAGCUACCUGAACUUUCUUGCCUGAGAUCUCUUAAUCUACGCCAUAACAAACUUAAAAGCUCUGGAAUACCCGCUGAAUUAUUUCGUUUGGAAGAGCUGAGCACAUUAGAUCUAAGCCAUAAUAAUCUUAGAGAUGUUCCAGAAGGCCUGGACCGAGCACGAUCACUUCUUGUUCUUAAUCUGAGUCACAACAUGAUCGAACAAAUACCUAACACACUUUUUAUGCAUUUGACGGAUCUCUUACACCUGGAUUUAAGUUACAAUAGUCUUGAAACUCUUCCUCCUCAAACCAGAAGGCUAGCAAAUUUACAAACACUUGUGCUUAAUCACAAUCCUAUGGGCCAUUUCCAGCUAAGGCAACUUCCAUCCCUUACAGCUCUUCAUACCCUUCACAUGCGCUGUACAAUGAGAACGCUUCAAAAUAUGCCCAAUAGUCUAGAGAGUCUCACUAGUCUCUCUGAUGUAGAUCUCUCAGUGAAUGGAUUACCACGUGUUCCUGAGGCACUAUACUCCUUACCGAAUCUGAAAAGACUUAAUCUCAGCUCGAACAACAUCACUGAACUUUCGUCUGCUGUGGAAAUGUGGUCAAAUUUAGAAGUGUUAAAUCUUUGUGAUAAUCAGCUUACAGCACUUCCAGCCUCAUUAUGUAAACUGGCAUCUCUUAGAAAGCUCUAUCUAAAUGAUAAUAAAUUAGAUUUUGAGGGAAUCCCUUCAGGUGUUGGAAAACUGGGUAGCUUAGAAGUGUUUUCAGCAUCUAACAACCAGCUGGAAAUGAUACCUGAAGGACUGUGUCGGUGUGGAUCAUUAAAAAAACUUAUUCUAAGUGGAAAUCGUUUGAUAACAUUACCAGAUGCUAUUCACUUAGCUGAGCUAGAAACAUUAGACCUGAGGAAUAAUCCCGAUCUAAUUAUGCCACCUAAACCAACAGAAGCCAGGCGAGGUGCUGGUAUUGAAUUUUACAAUAUUGAUUUCUCUCUGCAAACACAGCUUCGGCUAGCUGGAGCAAGUGCACCAAACCCCCAACCAUCUCAAAGCACUAGCAAAGAUCCAAUCGCAAGAAAGUUGCGUUUGAGACGGGGUCGACGAGACCAAGAAGAGGCUGACCAAGACCAAGCUAAGAUCCUCAAAGGAAUGAAAGAUGUUGCUAAAGAAAAGAACCGCAGAACAUUAGAGGAGGUCAAGGCAGAAUCUUUGAAGCCAAAGAGGUGGGAUGAAUCACUUGAGAAACCACCCUUAGAUUACUCAGAGUUCUUUGAUGGUGAAGCUGGACAGAUUCCAGGUUUAUCAGUCUGGGAGAUGGAGAACUUCCUUCCUAAUCAGAUUUAUCCUCCUCGAUUCUCCGAUCAAGUUUUUGAAACAGGGGGUAAGGAUGGAGAAAACAUGAUGGUCGAAGAAGUUGCCCAUGGCAAGUUCUACGAGGGUGACUGUUAUAUUGUGCUCAAAACUAGCGUUGAUGAUAAUGGUCAACUCUCCUGGCAAAUCUAUUUUUGGAUCGGUGACAAGGCAACUCUUGACAAAAAAGCCUGCGCAGCUAUUCAUGCAGUUAAUUUGCGCAACUAUUUGGGCGCUCAGUGUCGAACUAUUAGAGAGGAGCAAGGAGAUGAAUCUGAAGAUUUCCUUGCUUUAUUUGAUUGUGAUAUUGCGUACAUUGAGGGUGGUCGCACUUGUAGUGGAUUUUAUACUGUGGAAGAUACAGUGUAUGUGAAGAGACUGUAUAGAGUACAUGCUGCAUCUAGUCACGGUAUUCACCUAGAACCAGUCGCAGUAACUCAUACAUCUUUGGACCCACGAUAUGUUUUUGUACUUGACUGUGGUCUGAAAAUUUAUUUGUGGUAUGGACCUCCAGCAAAGAACACUUUUAAAAGCAAAGCCAGGCUCUUCGCUGAAAAAAUGAACAAAUCUGAACGUAAAAACAAGGCGGAAAUUAUGACUGAGAUUGCUGGCUCUGAAGACAGUGACUUUUGGGUAGCAUUAGGCUUAGAAGAUGGUGAACCUCCCUCUGAGACUAUUGCUGAACACGUUGAUCCAAACUUUUCUCCUAUGACUCCAAGACUGUAUCAAGUUCAACUUGGAAUGGGCUACUUAGAACUCCCUCAAGUGGAAGUUCCUCAUAACAAACUUGAACACACACUUUUGCAAAGCCGAAAUGUGUACAUUCUGGACUGUUUUUUGGAUGUGUUUGUUUGGUUUGGGAAAAAGUCAACUCGACUGGUAAGGGCUGCUGCUGUGAAGUUAUCUCAAGAGUUGUUUGCCAUGCUGGAGCGCCCAUCUCAUGCAUGGGUUACAAGAGUGCAAGAAGGGACAGAAAUUCAACUAUUUAAAUCAAAAUUCUCUGGGUGGGAUGAAGUGAUAGCUGUUGACUUCACCCGCACUGCAGAAUCUGUUGCCAAAACAGGUGCUGAUCUGACGAAGUGGGCAAGACAGCAGGAAACCAAGGCGGAUCUUGCGGCAUUGUUUACUCCAAGGCAGCCAGCAAUGCCAGCAUCUGAAGCACAGCAACUUAUGGAAGAAUGGAACGAAGAUUUAGAAGCAAUGGAGGCUUUUGUCUUGGAAGGGAAAAAGUUUGUCCGGUUGCCUGAAGAAGAAUUAGGCCACUUUUACAGUAAAGACUGUUAUGUGUUUCUCUGCCGGUAUUGGGUCCCUCUUGAAUCACCUGACGAGGAUGGGAAUGACGGUAAUAAUGAGGAAGAAAGGCCACCCCUAGAAGAUGACUACCAAUGUGUCGUGUAUUUUUGGCAAGGACGUGAUGCUGGUAACAUGGGUUGGCUUACUUUUACAUUCAGCCUUCAGAAGAAAUUUAAGUCUCUAUUUGGAGACAAAUUAGAAGUUGUGCGCACUCACCAACAGCAAGAAAACUUGAAGUUUAUGGCUCAUUUCAAGAGGAAGUUCAUUAUACACAUAGGUCGUCGAAAGGAAAAGAAACCUGCUGAUCAAGCAGCUCCAGUAGAAUUUUUCCAGCUACGUUCCAAUGGAUCUGCCCUGUAUACUCGUUUGGUUCAAGUCAAACCUGAGGCAACUACUUUGAAUUCAGCAUUCUGCUAUAUACUCAAAGUACCAUUAGAUAAAGAGGCUGAAUCAAGCAUUAUCUAUGUUUGGCUUGGGUCUAAAGCUGAUCCAGAUGAGCUUCGGUUGGUUGAGGAAAUAGCUGAAGAAAUGUUCAACAAUCCUUGGAUUAGCCUUCAGUAUAUUAAUGAAGGAGAAGAACCUGACAACUUUUUCUGGGUUGGCCUUGGUGGUAAAAAACCUCAUGAUACUGAUGCAGAAUUCAUGAAGUACACUCGUCUUUUCCGAUGCUCCAAUGAGAAGGGAUAUUUUACUGUGUCAGAGAAGUGUUCCGACUUUUGUCAGGAUGAUUUAGCAGACGAUGACAUAAUGAUAUUAGAUAAUGGUGAGCAAGUAUUUCUAUGGCUGGGAGCACGAUGCAGUGAAGUGGAAAUAAAACUUGCUUAUAAGUCAGCCCAGGUGUACAUUCAACACAUGCGUGUGAAGCAACCCGAAAGACCUCGGAAGUUGUUCCUCACCUUAAAGAACAAAGAGUCUCGGCGAUUCACCAAGUGUUUCCAUGGGUGGGGAGCACAUAAAAAGCCACCUGAAUAGAUAUUUCACGUUCCUAAGUCAAACUUUCCUGUAAUGUUUAUAAAUGUGAUAUAAAUUUCAUGAAAGCUUGGCAGGGGUUAAAUACUUGAGGUAUCCCUGACUGGACGAAUAAUAGGACUUAAACAAUAUAUGACAUGUUCAGUGUGAAUUUUAAAUAAUUUAUCUAAUCAGAUGCAAGAGAGAACAUUUAAUGACUGACAUAUGGAAAUGUCUUCCGGGGGUACCUCCAGCCCAUCUCCUUGGCAAGAUGUUGAUUAUAUAUUCCUUCAUUGAUUUAUUAUUUUGGAGUUUAGCCCAAGCUGACAUUUUUGAGUUCUGCUCUAAAGCAUUGAGUUCUCUAAAGUUUACCAGUCAACUUUUAUCAGUCCUUAAGUUAAUUGAAUUUUAAAUAUCUGCCAUUUCAGUAUUUGCCAGUUUAAUGGCUUUCUCCAGAGUCCAGAAAGGUAAUGUGCUUUGUUUCCAAAAAAAACUAUUAGAUUUUUAAUUGGCAAUCUUUUAAUAACAUUUUUCACUAUGUACUUUUUAUUUCUAAUGAAGGAGUAUCUUUUAAUUGGAGUCCCUUGUAGUUUGUAUAUUUUUAUGAUAUGUGAUAUGUAUCUAUAGACCAGACUUGAUGACAUACUUAAGGCACUUAAGGAUGUCUGUUUUCAACCGUACCCAUGCAGCCAUUAACUAGUCUAGUAUCUGUGUCCCUUUGAUGUGUCAUAACUUUUAUUAAUUAAAAUUGUUAUUAUUGUACUAAUUUAUAUUUUUUGUUCGUUGACUUAAUGUUGUGCAAUUUAUUUUAGAGCAUUAACCUACCCUGUUGUUGUUGACAGAGUAUUUGUGUACAUCAAUUAUGAGCCCUUUAGAAAUGUAAUUCACGACCUAUUUAGACAUUUUGGGUCAAAAAUGGGUCAACUUUAAUCUUUAACACAGGGGCUGUCGCUUGAUCACCGAAUUGUCAAGCUCAGUGUUGAAUGUGGUUCUAGGAAACUAGUCCACACCACAGAAAAUGUGUUAAAACAGAAAUUUCAGCUAGAGCCUGUUGAUCAAAGAACUGAUACACUCUUUUCAGUAUUGAUAACAUUUGUAAGUGACUACUUAUCUUUAUGAAUUGAUUAAACUAUUUUAAUGUCA